AUGGCGGCUCAAUCGGAGGACGAAAUGGUGUUCUUGGAAACGGCCAUAGUGUAUAUUUUGGACGAUUAUGGAAGGCAGCACGAGGCAAGAGCACUGCUUGAUUCGGGCUCGAUGUCUAACUUUGUUUCGGAAGCUCUGGCUAGGAAACUAAUGACCACCCGCACCAAGGUGAAUGUUUCCGUUUCUGGCAUCGGAAAAGCUAUUCAACAUGUAAGGGGAUCGAUCACGGCAACCGUUCGAUCCAAAAGUCAACACUUCGCCACUCAGUUGGAACUACUUGUAUUGGAAACACCGUCAUCGGACAUACCAACUUCACCAAUCGAUGUAUCAUCCUGGGACAUGACGAAUGUGACACUAGCGGAUCCCACGUAUCACAUUCCUGGCAGGAUUGAUGUCGUCAUAGGUGGUGACGCUUUCUGGGAGCUACACACUGGGCACAAGCGUUCAUUAGGCCCUGGUAGACCAUGGCUAGUGGAGACGCAUUUUGGAUGGGCUGUAGCAGGAAAUACAUCGCAGUCAUCACACACAUCUCGUAUAUGUCAUAUGGCAACGAACGAGCAACCAUUGGAAGCAAUAAUGACACGGUUUUGGGAAAACGAGACCAUACCGGAUGAUCCUGUUUAUUCGGUGGAAGAGGACAGCUGCGAGAAACAUUACGUAUCUACUACAACUCGUAAUGCAUCGGGGAGGUAUGUUGUUUGCUUGCCUAUUAAUCCUAUUCCGAGUAUCGUUUUAGGAUCCUCGAGAGAGAUCGCAAAACGCAGGUUCCUUGCAGUAGAACGACGUUUGGAAGCCAACCCUCAGAUGAAGGGACCAAAUUCUGCGUUUAUGAAGGAAUACGAGAAAUUGGGGCAUAUGAAGAAAAUGCCUAAUCCUGUUGAUGAUGAUUGCCCUCACUACUACCUUCCUCACCACGCAGUUUUGAAAGAGAAGAGUACCAGCACAAAGGUUCGAGUUGUGUUCGAUGCGUCGUGCAAGACCUCUACCGGUGUCUCUUUAAACGACAAGCUUCUUGUUGGUCCCGUUAUCCAGCAAGAUCUUUUCACCAUCAUGCUGCGCUUUCGAUCUCACGCAAUUGCUAUCACCGCGGACGUCGAAAAAAUGUACCGGCAAAUCCUCCACGAAAGUCGAGAUAGAAACUUUCUGCGCAUUCUGUAUCGAGAGAACCCGAAUGAUCCUAUAGAUACCUAUGAACUACAGACGGUCACUUAUGGCACUGCUUCAGCUCCGUUUUUGGCGACUAGGACGUUGCGGCAGAUCGCACAAGAUCAUCAGGACGAGUACCCACGGGCAGCGAACUCGGUAAUGAAUGAUUUUUACAUGGAUGAUCUCUUGUCCGGGGCAGAAGAUCUAUCAGAUGCCAUCAAGAUUCAAAGGGAAAUCUCCGCAAUGUUACGUUCGGCGGGAUUCGUGUUGAAAAAAUGGGCAUCAAAUAAUCGAGCGGCACUGACAAGUGUCCCACAGGAGGAUCUAGCGACACUACUUACUCAUGAAUGGCAAGAUACUCUAGCAGUCUCAGCAUUGGGUAUCACCUGGGAGCCAAUAAGUGAUACAUUUCGGUGCAGAGUUGAGUUACCACCAGUACCAGAUGUCCUUACAAAAAGGAUCACGUGUUCAUGUAUUGCUAAGCUUUUUGACCCACUCGGGCUGAUAGGACCAGCCAUUCUCAUCGGAAAAUUGUUUAUGCAACAAUUAUGGGCACUAAAGCACGACGAUUCGGAAGGUGUUCUUCCUGUGGCCGAACAAAGCAUCGAUGAUUCAUCGUCGUUGGAAGAUUUAACAUCCAUGGAUUAUUUACCAAUUGAAGAAGAGCAGGAACUGCAAAUUCUCGAGGAUGACGAGGAUAGUGAUGUUUCAGACUUCAUCAUAACGGAUACCGAUGAGGAUGAAGAUGAAUCGGACCCAGUUGUUGAGGAUGAUAGUACCCUAACUCAUAAUGCGUUCUCUAAGCGUUUGAGAUUCGCGAAACUACGGAUAUUCAUCUGCCAAUUGAUUCCCGAACUUUUUUGA
Molecule: messenger RNA, 2010 nt
Organism: Anopheles moucheti
Lineage: Eukaryota; Metazoa; Arthropoda; Insecta; Diptera; Culicidae
Exons: 3
Coding region: 1-2010 (669 amino acids)
Source: RefSeq, a predicted model, not a curated record